This is a messenger RNA of Morchella sextelata, 642 nucleotides long. RefSeq lists its product as uncharacterized. Lineage: Eukaryota; Fungi; Ascomycota; Pezizomycetes; Pezizales; Morchellaceae. Bases 1 to 642 code for a protein of 213 amino acids. The transcript has 2 exons. The record is from RefSeq and is a predicted model, not a curated record.
AUGGCUCCGGCUGAAAAGCGCACAUCAACUGAAUCGGACUCUGAUGCCCCAUUGGCCAAGAAGCGAGCAAUAAUUAACUCAGCCUCAGCGACAAGCUCGGGCCCUUCAAAACAUCAUAAUCCCGUCUUUGACGACCUGUCGGCAAAGUACCCCACUGUUGAGAAAUUGGAAGAGCACAUGAAAUCUCUAUCCCUCUCUGCUCUAGAGGCGCUGAUAAUUUCGGGGGCAAUUCCUGAGAUCCAGGCUGCUCCAGAACUCCGCCAUUGUGUGUAUUGUCAUAAAACAUUCAAUGCAUCCGAUAAUACUCUAGGAAACUGUGUCGUGGAGCACUUUAUUCGUGAGUGCAAGCCGAUCGAUGCAGACGUGAGCGAAUGGCAGUGUUGUCGUCAGCGCUGGGAUGAUAUAGGCAAUGAUGAAUGGGCGGAGAGUGCCAAAGAUACGUUCCCCCAUUGCUAUGUGGGGUGUCAUUGGGAGGAGGAAAUCACGACAGACGAUGAAGAGGAGGUUCAGGAACAUAACCAGGCAGAUUCUAUACACUACAGGGGAGUACCCAGGAUAAAGAAGCCGGCAUGGUGGAGAGUGUGGAAGAAUCAUGGAAAUACAUGUGACAAGAUGGGAUGUAAGGAGAGGUUAUCUGGGUAG